AUGAUCUAUAGGACAGACUGUACUUCAACCUCAGCUCACGCAUGAAGUGCUGGUACGAGGGAUGUCUUUUAAGUUUUGCAUGUGGAAAUAAAACAACACGGUAGGUAGUAUUAAAUGACUUGUUUUUCGAAGUAUUCUCCACGAAGAUUAAUACACAUCUGCAUGCGCUCGAACCAAUUUUCGAAGCACUUAUUCCACUCGUUUGCUGGCAGAUCCAAAACGGCAUUUUUAAAUACUCUGUUUUUAAUUUUCGGGAAAAUCGGGACUAUAUGGAGGAUGGCCCAAUAAUUCCACAUUUUCUUCCGUUAAAUACUGCCUUGUUUUUUGGGCUGUGUGCGAGCUUGCAUUGUCUUGUUGGAGGAUGAUUCUUCUUUCGGGGUUGAUUUUUCGAAGCUCGGUGAUGACUUUUGGCAAACAAAUGGCGGUAUACCAAUCCGCAGUAACAGUUCUUU
Acanthoscelides obtectus is the source of this 452-nucleotide messenger RNA. NCBI's taxonomy places the organism in Eukaryota, Metazoa, Arthropoda, Insecta, Coleoptera, Chrysomelidae. The record is from the annotation of a GenBank genome assembly.